CACGCCCCAACCACAGACCGGACCGGAGCAGGACCAGCGCGAGCCGAGCGGCGGAGGCCGGAGCGCGUGCCUUCAGUUUCGACUCUCCCUCCCUCGCUCCAGCUUUUCCCGUGGAAAAACUCUCCCCUUUUCCGCCUCCCCCUUUCUUUCCAAGUCCAACCUAAACCUCAGCCCCCCUUCCCCUCCCCCCGCCUCUGCCCCGCACGCCACACCACAGCACCCACCUCUCCGGACGGGCGCCCGUCGCCGUCGCCGUCGCCAUCGCCUUUUCCCCCUCCCUCCCUCCCCGCGCCGGAUAAGUAGUACGCACUCGCUUGCAAGGGACGCCGGACCUCGAGCUCCCACCGGCCGGCAGAUUGAUUCCUACACCAAUUCCUGCGAGCCAGAGCGAGGGACAAGCCCGCCCGCGGCCGUGGGCGUCGAGCGGUCCGUCCGACGCGCAUUCGGAGGGCGAGGCCGUGCGCUACCACCGGGGGAUGGGGAUGGAUCAGGGGGCGGAGGAGGCGCGGCGGAUGGCGAGCCUGCAGGCGGCGCGGAGCGCGCUGCGGGCCGGGGUGGAGCGGUCGCGGGCGCUGAGCCACGCGCUGGCGCGGACGGGGGCCCGGGUCGGGGAGAUCCAGGCGCGGCUGGCGGCCACGGAGGCCGGGGUGCGCCCGAUCCGCGCGCCGCGGGACGCGCUCGAGGGGGCCGGCCCCAACAUCGACCGCGCCGUGGGGCCCGCCGCGGCCGUCCUCAAGGUGUUCGACGCCGUGCACGGCCUCGAGCCGCCGCUCCUCGCCGGGGCCGCCGCCCGGGAGGACCUCCCGGGCUACCUCGCCCUCGUCGCCCGCCUCGAGGAGGCGCUCCGCUUCCUCGCCGACAACUGCGGCCUCGCCGUCGACUGGCUCUCCGACAUCGUCGACUACCUCGGCAAGCGCAGCCUCGCCGACCCCCGCUUCGUGGCCGGCCUCGCCGGGGCGCUCUCGAAACUCAAGGGCGUCCCCGCAGCCGACCUCGACGCCGGCCUCCUCACCGCCGCCCUCGACUUGCUCGAGGCCGAGUUCUGCCGCCUCCUCGCCGAGCACUCUGCUCCGCUCGCGAUGCAGGAGGACCCCGACAAGGCCAAGCCCGCACCCGCCUCCAUCACGCCGCCGAGGAUCCCCGCCGCCGCCGUGCAGAAGCUGGCCCUCACCCUUGACCGCCUCGCCGCUAAUGGGCGGCUCAGCUACUGUGUGGCGGCGUACGCCGACGCUCGCGGGGACACGGUGAGCGCCAGCCUCCACGCGCUCGGCCUGGAUUACCUGCAAGACCAGACGCAGGAUGCUCAGGCGCUGAGCCCGAGCGUCGAGCUCUGGGGCCGGCAUUUGGAGUUCGCGGUGCGCCACCUAUUGGAAGCUGAGCGGAAGCUCUGUGUUGCUGUCUUCGAGCGCCGGCCAGAAGCCGCGGCCGCUUGCUUCGCGGACAUUGCGGCGCGCGCUGGAAUUCUUGAUUUCCUCAAGUUUGGCCGUGCCGUGGCUGAUGCCAAGAAGGACCCCAUCAAGCUCCUGAGGCUGCUUGAUGUGUUUGAUUCUCUCAGCAAGCUCAGAUUGGACUUCAACCGGUUGUUUGGUGGAAAGGCAUGCCUGGAGAUCCAAAGCAGGACCAGAGAGCUUGUGAAGAGGGUGGUGGAUGGCUCUGUUGAGAUUUUUGAGGAGUUGCUGGUGCAGGUGGAGCUGCAGCGCAAGAUGCCACCCCCAGCUGACGGCGGAGUGCCAGGCCUGGUUACCUUCGUCCCCAAGUACUGCAACCAGCUCCUUGGGGAGCAAUAUCGGCCUGUGCUCACACAAGUGCUCACCAUCCACCGCAGCUGGCGCAAGGAGGCGUUCAACGACAAGAUGCUCGUCGAUGCAGUGCACAACAUUGUUAAGGCCCUGGAGGCCAACUUCGACACAUGGGCAAAGGCGUAUGAGGAUAAGACACUGUCAUCUCUCUUCAUGAUGAACACACAUUCGCACUUCUUCAAGCACCUGAAGAGCACUAAGAUGGGGGAGAUCUUAGGUGAUGAGUGGCUCCGGGAGCAUGAGCAGUACAAGGACUACUACUCAGCAUUGUUUCUAAGGGAGAGCUGGGGAACGCUUGCGCCGCUGCUGAGCAGGGAGGGUCUGAUCUUGUUCUCCAAGGGUCAGGCUACAGCAAGGGACUUGGUGAAGCAGCGGCUCAAAUCGUUCAAUGCCAGCUUCGAUGAGAUGUACCAGAAGCAGUCCGCGUGGAUCAUACCGGACAAGGAUCUGCAGCAGAGGGUGUGCCACCUUGUGGUGCAGGCUAUAGUGCCUGUUUACCGUAGCUUCAUGCAGAACUACGGGCCGCUUGUCGAGCAGGACAUCAGCGCGAGCAAGUACGUCAAGUACAGCGCUGAAGGCCUUGACAAGAUGCUUAGCACCCUCUUCAUGCCGAAGCUUAGGACUAGGAGGACUGCAAGCAUGCAGAUCAGAAACUCAAAUGGCAAGAUUGCCAGUGCAGUGACUGGGCUGCAGCGGAGUGCUUCAACAUUGCAAUAGCAUCAGUUGAAGAAACUCCAGAAAGAUUGGAUGUACAGUAGUGUUGUGCAAUAACUGAAUAAUCAAAGAAUGAUCUAAUUUAUUUCGAGCCAGGCGUUGAAGAUCCCGGUUGUGCGGGAGACAUAGUAAUCGCUCGAUGAUAAUAAGAGCUGCUGGAGCAUAGUAAGAACAUAGACUUCUCCAGCACUGACAUAGUGGGGGGAGAAGGAAACUGAAAUCUUUCCUCAGAGCAUAUGGAUGCCCCCUUCCCCUAGAUCAUUAUAUUCGCAUUCUUAUCUCUAGCAUUCAUAUACUCUAUUUGUUUUAGGAAACUUAUGUGUGGAGCAUAAGAUGUGUAAUCAGUUGUCUGGUAUAUGUCAAAGAUUGGUUGUAAUUUAGGUGGGUAUUUAGUUGUUUUUAUCAAUGUUCAUUGAAUUAUAUGGAAGUAAGUGUAUUACUGCCUGUGACAAAAA
Messenger RNA from Triticum urartu, 2968 nucleotides. Its product is annotated as exocyst complex component EXO70A1. Gene Ontology annotation, molecular function: phosphatidylinositol-4,5-bisphosphate binding. Gene Ontology annotation, biological process: exocytosis. The record is from RefSeq and is a predicted model, not a curated record. Gene Ontology annotation, cellular component: exocyst. NCBI's taxonomy places the organism in Eukaryota, Viridiplantae, Streptophyta, Magnoliopsida, Poales, Poaceae.